AUGUUUGCGGAUGGCUUAUACUUAUCAUUGAUUUCAACGAUUGUUCUUCAUCAAACUGCAACGCAUGCUCUCCGAGUGCUUCCAACAGAGGCAGCAAUAGGUUUACCUGCGACCACAAUUUCGACAUCUGAAAGCACAAAGCACGAAAAUAUAACAGCAAGAGUAGACUCGAUCAAGCUGCGAAUCGAUCAAAGUAAAAAUAUCAUACAUAACACAUUUAGUCAAAUAGAUCGAGGAACAUUCAUACGUGCGACAAUUGUACUUGCUGGUAUUACUGCCCUCAUUUUGAUGUAUGUUGGAUUAAAAGCUUUCCUUUUACGCAAAAAACGACAACCAAAACGAUAUACAUUGAUCACAGAUCCAACAGCAAUUGAAGCACCACUUUUCGAUGCUAAUGACGAUGAAGACGAAAUCGAAGACGAUACUCUAUUUGUCCGCAAAUAG
Molecule: messenger RNA, 444 nt
Organism: Adineta ricciae
Lineage: Eukaryota; Metazoa; Rotifera; Eurotatoria; Adinetida; Adinetidae
Source: the annotation of a GenBank genome assembly